AGUUAAAACAAGAUUCAAAAUCGAAUAGAGAGAGAAAGUGGAGAGAGAGACAGAGAGUGGUUGCUCUUUGCGCAUUUCUUCUCCUCAUGUUUUCCCUUUCGACUCGUUGAAAUUCAAACCCUAAACACACGCAGAGAGAGAGAGAAAGAGAUCUAAUUCCCUCAGAUCUCUCCGAUUCCGUUCCCGUCUCUAAGGGUUUCACUCCGAUCGAUCCGUCUCCACCUCCUUUCCUCACGGUAUUUUGGGGUUUUAUUAUCUGGAGGAAACUUUUAGUUAAUUGUUGGGAUCAGAUCGGUGAUCUUGGAAAAGCGGUUUGGUGUCGAUGGAGGCGAUCGAAGAGUUGGCUCAGCUCUCGGAGUCGAUGCGGCAAGCCUCGGCUCUGCUUGCCGAUGAAGACGUUGACGAAAGCUCAAGCUCCGGUUCUUCUAGAAGGGCAUCCACUUUCCUCAAUGUCGUAGCUCUUGGCAAUGUUGGUGCUGGUAAGUCUGCAGUUUUGAACAGUUUAAUUGGGCAUCCUGUUCUGCCAACUGGUGAAAAUGGUGCCACUCGAGCUCCCAUAAGCAUUGAUUUACAGAGGGAUGGAUCUUUGAGCAGCAAAUCAAUCAUUUUGCAGAUUGACAAUAAAUCUCAACAAGUUUCUGCAAGUGCUUUACGGCAUUCUCUACAGGAUAGAUUGAGCAAGGGUUCCUCAGGCAGGACUCGAGAUGAAAUAUAUUUGAAGCUACGCACAAGUACAGCACCUCCCCUGAAGUUGAUUGAUUUACCUGGGCUGGAUCAACGGAUAAUGGAUGAGUCACUGGUUAGUGAAUAUGCUGAACACAACGAUGCCAUUCUGCUAGUUAUAGUACCUGCCGCACAGGCACCUGAAAUUGCUUCUUCUCGAGCCUUGAGAUUCGUCAAGGAAUUUGAUGGAGAUGGUACCAGAACCAUUGGUGUAAUUAGUAAAAUAGAUCAAGCUGCAUCAGACCAGAAAUCUCUUGCUGCAGUUCAGGCUCUCCUGUUAAAUCAGGGGCCAUCUAAGACAUCUGAUAUUCCAUGGGUUGCUUUAAUAGGUCAAUCGGUUGCAAUUGCCUCUGCACAAUCUGGAUCUGUUGGCUCAGAGAGUUCCUUGGAAACUGCAUGGAGAGCAGAGAGUGAAAGUCUUAAAUCAAUACUUACUGGAGCCCCACAAAGUAAGCUUGGGAGAAUAGCGUUGGUGGAUGCCCUGGCACAGCAGAUUCGCAAACGUAUGAAAGUUCGACUUCCAAAUCUCCUUUCUGGGUUACAGGGGAAGUCUCAAAUAGUUCAGGAUGAGCUGGUGAGGCUUGGUGAGCAGAUGGUCCAAAGUUCUGAGGGCACCCGAGCUCUAGCUUUGGAACUUUGCCGUGAAUUUGAGGAUAAGUUUCUCCUGCAUGUUACAUCUGGUGAGGGUUCUGGUUGGAAAAUUGUUGCCAGUUUCGAGGGGAACUUUCCAAAUAGAAUCAAGCAGCUUCCUCUGGACAGACAUUUCGAUAUCAACAAUGUCAAGAGGAUUGUGUUGGAAGCGGAUGGUUAUCAGCCAUAUCUCAUAUCUCCUGAAAAAGGUUUAAGAUCCUUAAUUAAAGGCGUCUUGGAGCUUGCGAAAGAACCAUCACGGCUUUGUGUUGAUGAGGUACACCGCGUUCUGGUAGAUAUAGUUUCUGCUGCGGCAAAUGCUACUCCAGGUCUUGGAAGAUACCCUCCUUUCAAGAGAGAGGUUGUGACCAUUGCAAGUGCUGCCUUAGAUGGGUUUAAGAGUGAAGCAAAGAAAAUGGUUGUUGCACUAGUUGAUAUGGAGCGAGCUUUUGUGCCCCCCCAACAUUUCAUUCGUUUGGUGCAACGGAGGAUGGAGAGACAGCGCCGAGAGGAGGAGCUAAAAACUCGAUCCUCAAAAAAAGGACAAGAGGCAGAGCAAGGAAUACUAAACAGGGCAACUAGUCCUCAAACAGGUGGUCAGCAAACUGGUGGAAGUUUGAAAUCAAUGAAGGAAAAACCUGGUCAGGCAGAGAAAGAAGUACAGGAGGGUUCAGGUUUAAAGACUGCAGGUCCUGAAGGAGAAAUAACAGCAGGCUUUAUAUUAAAGAAAAGUGCAAAAACUAAUGGAUGGAGCCGUCGGUGGUUUGUUUUGAAUGAGAAGACUGGAAAGCUUGGUUACACUAAAAAGCAAGAAGAAAGACAUUUUCGCGGAGUUAUCACUUUGGAGGAAUGUAAUAUUGAAGAGGCCUCAGAUGAGGAAGAACCUCCACCAAAGAGUUCAAAGGAUAAGAAGGCUAAUGGACCAGAUUCUGGAAAAGCACCCAGUCUUGUGUUCAAGAUCACCAGCAAGGUUCCAUAUAAAACCGUUUUGAAAGCCCAUAGUGCUGUUGUUUUGAAGGCUGAGAGUAUGACCGAUAAGAUUGAAUGGAUGAAUAAGAUAAGAAGUAUUAUUCAACCUUCUAAAGGAGGACAAUUGAAGGGUGCAUCCAAUGAAGGUGGUCUCCGACAGAGUCUUUCUGAUGGUUCUCUGGAUAUGAUGGCACGAAAACCUGCUGAUCCGGAAGAAGAGCUUCGGUGGAUGUCUCAAGAAGUACGUGGUUAUGUUGAAGCAGUUUUGAACAGUUUGGCUGCUAAUGUCCCUAAAGCAGUUGUUCUUUGCCAAGUUGAGAAAGCCAAGGAAGACAUGCUAAACCAGUUGUAUAGCUCCAUCAGCGCACAAAGCACAGCAAGGAUUGAAGAGCUGCUUCAAGAGGACCAGAAUGUAAAGCGUAAGAGGGAGCGCAUCCAAAAACAGUCUUCUCUCCUUUCAACACUAACACGCCAACUCAGCAUUCACGACAACCGAGCUUCUGCUGCCUCCAGCUGGUCUAAUGGUGGUGGUGCAGAAAGCAGCCCUAAAACCAGUGGUUCAUCUGGUGAUGACUGGAGAUCUGCAUUUGAUGCAGCUGCUAAUGGCUCUGUUGACUACAAUUCAUAUGGUGAUUAUUCUAGGUCUGGAUCCAACGGUCACAGUCGACAUCACAGCGAUCCAGCACAAAAUGGGGAUAUGAACUCUGGUUCAAACUCUGGCAGUCGACGUACUCCUAAUCGGUUACCGCCUCCACCGCCACAUUCUGGUUCUUCGGGCUAUAAGUAUUAAUAAAUGACUGAUUUGAUGUUGGUUUAUGGCUCAUAUUUUCAUUGCAUUUUUGGUGGGUGAGACCACUCGGCCGGUUCAUGAUUCGAGGAUUUGGUCAUCUUAAAAUUCUAUAUUCCUAUUAGUAUCGGUGGAGAGAGAGAGUGUGUACAUAAAAAUCUGCAGUUCCUCGGUAUCAUGUUCUUCAUGGCUUGGCCCAGUUUCACAUAGAUGGAUUCAAGGUUCACUUGAAAUCCAUUUAUUAUAAUUCUAUUCAAUUUUUCUUCUUUCACAUAAUAUUUUGUUCCUAUUGCUCCGCUCAUUUUUGGAUGCUAUAGAUGUAUUUGCUUGUAUUGAUUCUGAUUUCAUGUGUACUUCCCCCCAUCUCUGAUGGACUUGUAACAAGUGGAUUAUCUUUUUCAAGUAAAGGGAUAUAUUUAGUUUCCCAUUA
Molecule: messenger RNA, 3539 nt
Organism: Corylus avellana
Lineage: Eukaryota; Viridiplantae; Streptophyta; Magnoliopsida; Fagales; Betulaceae
Product: dynamin-2A
Cellular component (GO): microtubule; cytoplasm; membrane
Molecular function (GO): GTPase activity; GTP binding; microtubule binding
Source: RefSeq, a predicted model, not a curated record